CGAGGAGAUCUUUACCGCCUGGACAUGACUACCGUUUAAUUUCUAAGUCAUCCACCAAACGACGUCGUUGGGAGCUCCCGGGGCGGCGGAAUUAGCCAUGGCGCUUGUGGAGGAGAGGUCCUCUUCCUCCGAUGGAAAAGUCUGGGGACUGUUCAAGCUCCCUUUCCGGAAUUCGCAUCACACGACGUCGUCGCCCGCAAAUUUCGCUCAUUAUCCGCACAAUUACGGUCACGGUAACGGUAGCGGUCAGUUCCCGGUCGAAGGAGCAGCUGCGCCACCCACCUCCUCGGUCUCUUCAGUUGCCAGAUCGCUUCUCCCAGCACGACGUCGUUUGAAGCUCGAUCCCUCUAAUAAACUUUAUUUUCCUUACGAACCAGGUAAGCAAGUUCGAAGUGCUAUCAGAAUAAAAAAUACAAGCAAGUCUCAUGUAGCUUUUAAGUUCCAAACGACUGCACCAAAGAGCUGUUUCAUGCGUCCACCUGGCGCCGUUCUUGCUCCUGGCGAGAGUAUCAUAGCAACUGUAUUCAAGUUUGUCGAGCCUCCAGAGAACAAUGAGAAGCCGAUGGAUCAGAAAAGCACAGCGAAGUUCAAAAUCAUGAGCCUAAAAGUGAAAGGCCCAAUUGACUACUUACAUGAACUGUUUGAUGAGCAAAAGGAUGAAGUGGCCGUAGAGCAGAUACUUAAGGUUGUUUUUCUAGAUGCAGAGCGUCCUAGCCCUGCGCUAGACAAAUUAAAGCGCCAGUUGGCUGAAGCUGAGGCUGAGCUCGAGGCUCGCAAGAAGCCUUCAGAAGACACGGGGCCAAAGUUUAUAGGAGAAGGAGUUGUCAUCGAUGAAUGGAAAGAACGAAGAGAGAGAUACUUGGCUCGUCAACAAGUGGAAGACCUCAUAGCCUCCAUAUGACCGGAGUUUCUUCUGCACUAUGGUUUUGAUAGAUUUGUUUAAAUUACGUUUGAUGAGUUUUGGACUUUUUUCUUGUGUCGAUAUGAGUUGUCAGUUGUAUCAGUGACAUGUUGUACUAGUGAUUAUUGGCUUAAUGUCAAAAAUCACAUGUAGACAGGGGCGGAGCCACGGUGGGCCAGGGCUGCCCUUGGGCCCCUCAGCCAUUUUUCUAAUUACUAUAUAUUCAUGUGUAUGCAAUGUUUAAGAUGUAAACAAUUUAGCGCAGUUGGUCUCAGUGUCGGUCAUUUGUUAGCGAGAUCCAAGGUUCGAAACUCUCCCAGAGCAGUUCUCAUAUUUAAUAAUUUGCUCUUAAUCUUUUUGAA
This is a messenger RNA of Salvia hispanica, 1263 nucleotides long. RefSeq names its product vesicle-associated protein 4-2-like. The record is from RefSeq and is a predicted model, not a curated record. Gene Ontology annotation, cellular component: plasma membrane; endoplasmic reticulum membrane. Lineage: Eukaryota; Viridiplantae; Streptophyta; Magnoliopsida; Lamiales; Lamiaceae. Gene Ontology annotation, biological process: endoplasmic reticulum membrane organization.